UCCCCCUCCCUCGCCCUCUCCCUCUCCUCUCUCGAUCCAAGCUGUGUCGCCCUUAUUGCGAGCAGCGGCGGCGGCGUCGUCGUCUCCGGCGGAUGAGUGGCUGAGGAAUUAAGCUCUCGGUAGCGGCAUCUAGGGUUCCGGCGGAGCCGCGACGACCGCGCCGUGUGGCUCGCCGAGAAUCCUCUCUAGCACGCCCAGCUCUCCCUCGACGUCACCGAUCUCUACAUCAGGCUCCCAGAAGCGCUUUUCCCCGAAGCCAAUCGGUCGCGAUCGGCUUCUCUGUCCCCAGCGUGCUGAAUCCGAAUCAUCAUCAUCAUCAACAUCAAAGGAUGAGGAGGAGCUCGAAUCCGGCGUGGUUGUGGCGGCGAUCAGCAAGGAGGCGGCGGUGGAGAAGAAGGCGGCGUCGGUGAAGACGAAGGCGCGGGCGGUGCUGACGGUGCGGAGGAAGAGCAAGGAGGACUUCAAGGACGCCAUUGCCGGCCACCUCGAUGCCCUCGCCGACAUGAUCAGCCGCAACGUCGUCUUGGAGCUCAUCAGCACCGAUGUCGAUCCCAGUUGGGAAGCAUGAUAAAAUGGGCAUGAAUGUUAUUCCAUUAAAAGAUCUUACUCCUGAUGAGACGAGAUCUUUCACACUCGACUUGCUCAAAACUAUGGAUCCUAAUGAUCCACAGAAUGACAAGUCGCACGGACAAUUAGUCAUAGAACUCACAUACAAGCCCUUCAAGGAAGGUGAUAGUGAAAUUGAUACUAGUGAUGGUACUGACGUAAUCGAAAAGGCUCCUGAGGGUACGCAAGCUGGUGGUGGUUUGCUUGUAGUUGCUGUUCAUGAAGCUCAAGAUCUCGAAGGAAAGCAUCAUACUAAUCCGUAUGUGAGAGUCCUUUUCAGAGGAGAAGAGAGAAAGACCAAGUGCAUUAAGAAAAACAGAGAUCCACGUUGGGAAGAGGAGUUUCAGUUCAUGUGCAAAGAGCCACCUACUAAUUAAUGAUAAGAUGCAUGUGGAAGUCCUUAGCAGGCCACCUAGUAUUGGCAUACACUCGAAGUUGAUCCAGAUCAGCUGGAGCUGCGAAAAUUGAAGUGGGAAGCAAGACAUGCGGUGUUUGUUAUUUUUUUGCUACAUUUUGAACAAGUAUUUUUUGUUAGAACUUAUGUUUGAAAUUUAAUUUGAAUUCUGAGAUUGUAAUUUGAGAGUUGAGACUAUUUGUUAUACAAAUUA
Messenger RNA from Ananas comosus (pineapple), 1214 nucleotides. RefSeq names its product synaptotagmin-2-like. The coding region runs from base 543 to 983 and encodes 146 amino acids. Gene Ontology annotation, cellular component: endoplasmic reticulum. The record is from RefSeq and is a predicted model, not a curated record. Gene Ontology annotation, molecular function: lipid binding. The transcript is spliced from 4 exons. NCBI's taxonomy places the organism in Eukaryota, Viridiplantae, Streptophyta, Magnoliopsida, Poales, Bromeliaceae.